AUGAGAACGAAAACGGCGAAACAAGAAGAGAUUUGGGAACAAUCGCCCAGACGACCUACCGUCAGCUUGGCGUCGCUUCGCAAGAUUUUGGUACCCAAAGUAGUGGAACCGGGACUUCGCAUCCUCCGUCUGGUCACUUUUUUUUUUUUUUUAAAGGAAAUGUUGUACCCUUUCGAACAACGUCUCUUCCCAAUUCAACACCUCCUCGCAGCCCGCCCACUGGUUCCUUCCCACCCACUACCUCGCCCCUCCACCCGCCCCCAGUCUGCGCAUGCGCCCGAAGAACCCCUCCACUCGCGGCACCGGCGGAGAGUAUUGUCGGGGGCUAUUCUCUCUCCCAGGAACAUGGCGGCGAGUCAGGGAGGUGGUGGUAACAGUGGGGGCGGCGGUUGCGGUGGAGGUGGAAGUAGCGGCGGCGGCGGCGGCGCUGCCGGAGGAGGAGGAGGCGGCGGGGCCGGAGCGGGAGGCGGCGGCGGCGAUCUUUCCAGAAAUCGUUUUACAGAAAUUCCUUCUGACGUCUGGUUAUUUGCACCUCUUGAAACAUUAAAUUUAUAUCAUAAUUGCAUCAAAGCCAUUCCUGAAGCCAUUAAAAACCUGCAGAUGUUAACAUACCUUAACAUUAGGAUAUUAGUUGCAAUGAAAUUCAGGUCCUUCCCCAACAAAUGGGAAAAUUACAUUCACUCAGAGAACUUAACAUAAGAAGAAAUAAUCUUCAUGUUUUGCCAGAUGAGUUAGGAGAUCUUCCCUUGGUCAAGCUGGAUUUCUCUUGUAAUAAAGUGACAGAAAUUCCAGUUUGUUAUAGGAAGCUGCAUCUUUUACAAGUAAUAAUUUUGGAUAACAAUCCAUUGCAAGUACCACCAGCACAGAUAUGCUUGAAGGGUAAAGUGCAUAUAUUUAAGUACUUAAAUAUCCAAGCAUGUUGUAGAAUGGAUAAGAAACCAGAUUCUCUGGAUCUUCCAUCACUGAGCAAGAGAAUGCCCUCUCAGCCACUCACAGACAGUAUUGAAGAUUUUUAUCCAAAUAAAAAUCAUGGCCCUGACUCUGGAAUUGGAAGUGAUAAUGGAGAGAAACGAUUAUCUACAACAGAACCAUCAGAUGAUGAUACAAUCAGCCUUCACUCUCAAGUAUCGGAGUCAAAUAGAGAGCAGAUAUCAAGAAAUGACAGUCACACAAUAGGAAGCAAGCCUGAUUCUCAGAAAGACCAAGAGGUAUAUGAUUUCACUGACCCCAACGCAGAAGAUGUCACUGUUCCUGAACAAGGCAAUACACAUAUGGGACCAUUCGUCUCUUUCCUUAAGGGAAAAGAAAAGUGCUCUGAAAAAUCUCAGAAAAAUGAAGAACUAAGAAAUGAAAAAAGACUCGAGAAAGAACAGUUACUUAGAGAAGAAGAUGAUGAUGAUUUGAAGGAAGUAACUGAUUUGAGGAAAAUAGCUGCUCAAUUAUUGAAGCAGGAACAGAAGAACAGUGUCUCGGCAGAAGAAGUUAAUUCACCAUCAUCACUGCUUGCGUGGCAGCCAUUAGAAAAUCAGAAGGAUCAAAUAGAUGAGCACCUGUGGCCAGAAUCUCAACCUAUAAUUUGGCAAAGUGAAGAGAGGAGGCGGAGCAAGCAGAUUAGAAAAGAAUAUCUCAAGUACAAAUCAAUGAGGAAGAGUUCAAGCAGCAAUGAAAAUGAUGAGCAAGACAGUGACUAUGCUAAUAUGUCACCACAAUCUCCAGUAUCAUCUGAGGAAUAUGACAGAACUGAUGCUUUUUCACAUGGUCCCUUUGGAUUGAAGCCUAGAUCAGCUUUUAGCCGCUCAUCUCGCCAGGAAUAUGGGGCAACAGAUCCAGGAUUUACAAUGAGAAGAAAGAUGGAACAUUUACGGGAAGAGCGAGAACAAAUACGACAACUUCGGAAUAAUCUCGAAUCCAGGUUAAAAGUAAUUUUGCCUGAUGAUAUUGGAGCUGCACUGAUGGAUGGCGUUGUUCUUUGCCAUUUAGCCAAUCACAUAAGGCCACGCUCUGUAGCUAGUAUUCAUGUACCAUCGCCAGCAGUGCCCAAGCUGAGCAUGGCAAAAUGUCGAAGAAAUGUAGAAAAUUUUUUGGAUGCUUGUAAAAAGCUGGGUGUCUCACAGGAAAGACUCUGUUUGCCUCAUCAUAUUUUGGAAGAACGAGGCCUUGUGAAAGUUGGUGUUACUGUACAGGCGCUUCUUGAAUUACCUACAACCAAGGCAUCUCAGCUGUCUGUGGCUUGAUAUAACAUUUUUUAAGUCAAACGUAUACAGUUUCAUUUACUUGAAGUGAUUUAAGAUAUCUCAAGUUCAUGAAUAGCAAUGUUCUGUCAAGAAUAGUUUGCCUUAGGGUUUUUUAAAAAUUAUGUUAAAACAUCAAACUUAAACUUUGAAUUGCCCAAACUUCUUUUGCGGGGAAACUGGAUUAAUUUAAUAAGAGUUUUUGAUAAAUUCAAAUUCUCUUUUUGCAAAGUCACUUCAUAACCUUAUUUUUCAAAAAUCAGAUUCAUACUAAAUUUAAGAAAUACUUUCAAUUUAAUAAUCACGUUAGGUUUAGUUUUUUUUAACAUAACAUCCUAGUAAACAUCUGGAUGAAGGUAAUAAUUUUUUAACAAUUUAAUUCUCCAUUUGAGUUAUUUAAUACACUUCUAAUUCUACUUUAUACACAAUUUCUUCAAUCUUUAGUCUUAGUUUUCUAGGGAAAAAAAUGAGUAGAAGAAACAACUUUGGCAUUAUAUUCUUUUAGUACUAUAGGUUAGUGCCAAAAUAUUUUCAUUUGUACUGUAGAUUGUUUACAUGUGAAGUGCCUGUGUAAUUGAUGAAUCCUAUAUAGUCUUAAGCAUUUUUAUAAUUUCUUUUUAUGUAUUAAUAGAGUCAAUGGAACUUUAAAAUAUUUUAGUAGAUUUUGUAAAGUCAGUAUUAUGUGAGGAUUUAAAUGUACCUCACAUUGUGACAUUUGUGAUUUUUUUAGUUAGUCCAUUGCAGUUCUCCUUAAAUUGGUUAUUUCAUGUUUUCAAAAACCCCAAUGUUAAUAUGCUUAAUUUAUGCUAUUUAAUUUUGCAAAACUUAACCAUCUUUUAAAAUGUAUUAUUUGAAGAGUAUUUUAUUUCUGUAUUGAAAAUGUUACACAAAGCAGUAAGAUUUUUGAGAACUAGUAAAGUACUAAUUACGAAGGACAUUUUGAUAAAACUAAAGUUUGGGUUUGUAUUUUGACUUCCAGGAACAUUACACCAGGGUUGCUUUUAACUAUAUUCAGAGAGCAGCCAUUGAGGAAUAGGUUUUUAUUAAAAUGGCCAUUUGUGGAUACUGUAUACCUAUGGUCCUCAAAUAACUCAGUGUUAAAUGAAAUAUAGAUUGAUCCAUAAAUAUUUUCAUGAGGUACUAUGGUAUAUAUAGUCCUUGUCUAAUUUAGAGAUGGGUGAUUUUAUGUUCGUAGUAGUACAGGAAUUUUUCAAAAACAUUACUGUAAUGGAUAACUCAGUUUCCUAUAGAAGAAUCUUAGUAAUUACUUUUGUAGUAGCCAAGCAAGUAUCAUAUCUUAAAUAUGUGAUCAUUUGCACUUGUUACCUCUUAAUAUGGAUGCAACUUAUUAAAAAUGCUGGCCCGGGUAUUUCAAAGGGUAUAUAUAAAAGGUAAUAACUAGUGUGCCAAAUGGUAUAGUAAGAGUUAGUUUAGGAACAACUCUACUAUUUUUUGUCAUUUGGCAUGAGGCCAUAUAAUUAAAUUUUGGCUUUAGAAUACAGAUGUGUUCUUUACAUUCCCUAAGGGUCAAAUUGGAGCUUUUAAAGAAUUAAAGCUUCUUAUGACUGUAAGGUUUAAGAAUUAAAUUAUUGGUAAUUUAUUACUUUAAAUAUUUGAGCUAAUUAGUUAUUUUUCAGUUGGAUUAAAGAACCUCACUGACAUAAUUCCUAGUGAAAACUUGGAUAAUGUACCUAAGAAAUGACAAGUUAGUACCUUAGUUGCUGAGUUUUUAGUUUAGAAAUUUGACAGUGUUAUAAAUUAAGAAAUCAUUAAAACCAACAGCACUCAUUCAUACUUCUUUCCCAGUUGUCAUGCUGUAGAAUUGCUCUUAUUAAUCAAUCUAGUGUUAAUUAUUUUGUUUCAUAUCAUGGAAAUAGUACUAAAAUUGUUGGCUAUUCCUUUGUUAGAUCUCACUUGCCGGUUAUUACUUUAAAGAGAAAAUACACCAGAACCUAACUGUAGCAUUCUUUUCUGCAAAACUUUUAUUUAAUAUCAAUUCAUCAGAGUUCCAUUCCAUGCUAGUUCAUUUAUUAUUGUGCCAAAAGGCUACACCACCUCUAACACAGUUUCACAGGAUAGUCCCCAAAGACAACACUGUACUAAGGCUCUGAUGUUUUUCUUUUAGCAGUUUUAAAGGUAAAAUUUAUUCUAAAUGUCUUAUGGUUGUUAUAUAUUUACUUCAUCAGUUAUUGAAUUAAGAAUGAGUGCCAUUAUUUGAAAGGGUUUAUGAUUUGUUGAGGGUUGAAUAAUCACACUAAAAUAUUUUAUUGGCCCCUAAAAAUUCAAUAUAUAGCUAUUUCUGGUACAUAUGAUGACUGUAUGGCACAAGAAAGGAACGAUGUUGGAUAUGUUAGAAUUGAAACAAGGAGUAAAAAUGCAUUUCCUUUUGUUUAAUAACUUCCUUUAUAGAAUGCCGGUUUAAUGACUUUUCUAAGUGAAAUUUUUGAAGAAUUCAGAAAGAUUUGUAUUGGUUACAGAUAUCAUAAUUGAUUUUUUGACGUGUUUAAAGAUAAAUGGAACACUAAAUGUAUAUUACCGAUGCAAACUUGGAUAAAGUUGAAUGAAAAGAU
Chinchilla lanigera (long-tailed chinchilla) is the source of this 4801-nucleotide messenger RNA. RefSeq names its product leucine-rich repeats and calponin homology (CH) domain containing 2 (gene Lrch2). Gene Ontology annotation, molecular function: protein binding. Lineage: Eukaryota; Metazoa; Chordata; Mammalia; Rodentia; Chinchillidae. The record is from RefSeq and is a predicted model, not a curated record.